Messenger RNA from Neocloeon triangulifer, 2524 nucleotides. RefSeq names its product dol-P-Man:Man(7)GlcNAc(2)-PP-Dol alpha-1,6-mannosyltransferase (gene Alg12). Lineage: Eukaryota; Metazoa; Arthropoda; Insecta; Ephemeroptera; Baetidae. Gene Ontology annotation, cellular component: endoplasmic reticulum membrane. Gene Ontology annotation, biological process: protein N-linked glycosylation. Gene Ontology annotation, molecular function: alpha-1,6-mannosyltransferase activity. Bases 303 to 2009 code for a protein of 568 amino acids. The record is from RefSeq and is a predicted model, not a curated record. The transcript has 10 exons.
GAAGGUCACACAGCUGGCCCAGGCCGAUUGCUGGCUGGCUGGGAUGAUUUUGAGCAACAAUUUAGCCUCCCGAAUGUCGAAUGUUGGUCAAGAAAAUAUUAAUGACAAAAACAAUGAACAUAAAAGGCCAACAGGGGGUGUAAGGAGACUAAUUUGACGAGAUAACAGUGGUAAGUGAUGCUUGAGGAGAAGGAAGAAGCCUUGGAAAUUACCUAGCCGCAAAUUAAAAUAGAUACAUACUUGGCAGCGACGACGUUUGCAUAUUUUUCAGUGCCGGACUAAUAACUUUCAUUCAAGCAAUCAUGAUAAGGGGCGUUAAGUGGCUGACUUUGGUCGCCGUCGUUCACCUGUUCGUUUGUCCCUAUACAAAAGUGGAGGAGAGCUUCAACUUGCAAGCAAUGCACGACAUAUUAUACUUACGGUUUAAUUUAUCAGAAUACGACCACUUGGAGUUUCCAGGAGUGGUCCCGAGAACCUUUCUCGGACCACUUUUUAUUUCACUCUUAUCAAGCCCAGUGAUGAUGAUAAUCAGCUUUUUCGAUUUUAACAAAUUUAUCAUGCAGUAUGUAGUCAGGAUUGUCCUAGGCCUUGUGACAAUUGGAUCAUUUUCCAAACUCUUGAGCUCCAUCAAAAAAGAGUUUGGUGCUGCUGUGGCCGCCUGGUUCACCAUGGUCAGCGCUUCUCAGUACCACUUCAUGUACUAUCUCAGCAGGCCCUUACCCAAUAUCAUGGCUUUACCAUUAGUGCUUCUUGCCUUUCACUUCUGGUUGAGCAAGCAACCCCGACGAUUCAUCAUCGUAUCAGCUGCUGCGAUCAUAGUGUUCAGAGGCGAACUAACACUUCUCCUGGGCAUUCUACUUUUUCACGAUUUAGCACUGAAGAGGAUAACCUUUUCAGAACUCUUAAAAGUUGGCGCCAUCAGCGGUUUAGGUUGUCUUGCCCUAACUGUUUUUAUCGAUUCGAUCUUCUGGGGUCGUGUUUUGUGGCCAGAGGGAGAGGUUUUGUGGUUCAACACAGUUCUCAACAGGAGUCAUGAAUACGGGACGUCUCCUUUCCUGUGGUACUUCUACUCUGCAAUUCCCAGAGGAAUGGCUUCGUCGAUCUUUUUCCUGCCACUCGGUCUGUGGCUGGAACCAAGGAGCAGACAGCUGGCUGUUCCUGCACUACUCUUUGUCUUCCUCUACUCAUUUCUACCCCACAAAGAGCUUCGUUUCAUCAUUUACGUUUUUCCUGCGCUCAAUUUAGCAGUUGCCUCAGCCGCCCAUAGAUUGUGGAGCAACAGAGACAAGUCCUGGUGGCAAAAUCUCUUAGCUGUUGGCUGUGCUUGUCACAUUCUCCUGAACCUGAUGUUCAGCAUAUUUAUGCUCAGCAUUGCCAGGACAAACUAUCCCGGAGGCGCAGCCAUCGCAAGGAUCCAUCAGCUUGAAAGUGCAAAUACAAAUGUUACUCUUCACAUUGACAAUCUUGCUGCUCAGACUGGGGUGUCCAGAUUCACCCAACUGUAUCCCAAGUGGAGAUAUGACAAGACAGAGAACAUGGGUCGAGAAGGCCUGAUGCAGUUUUCUCACUUGCUGAUCGAGGCUAGAAGCAAGUAUUCUCUAAGCCUGCGGCCAUAUGCCUUUACCCAUACCACUAUGGACAUUGUGGAGGGCUUCUGGCAUGUGACCUUCAAUUACAAUUAUUUCCCUCCAAUGGAGAUUAAGACCCGGCCUCAAAUUUUUAUUCUCAAGAGAAACGACAACUACACCUCAGUUUUGGAAAAUGAAAAAAUCGGACUCGAAAAGCUAGAGAAGUUGCUUAACAGCUCUACCGUUCCCUUAGAUGAGGUGAUAGAAGAGCCCAAAAUACCUACUGCUGAUGCAUCUUCUCAGACUGACGCAGUUGAGCCGAUAAGUGAAACUCCGUCUUGGACUGCAAAGAAAAGUACGCAUAGACAAAAAAAUGAUCAAAAGCAGAGAGCAGAGAAUUCUGCCGAAACAGAAAUUCUCAACGAUAAAAGUGACCUUUAACUUGUGUGCGCUUUACUGGAGGUCUCAGCCUAGAUUAAGGUAGUAUAGUAUAGUUUGCUUUUUGAAAUUGCAAAUCUUAGCUUUUGAGAAAAAAAAUGACAAUGGGAAGUCUUUAAUUUGUUUUUAUGGCCGGGACCUCCCAAGAGUAUCGUAAUUUCUGUCUGUGAUGUAAUGUCUAACUAUCUAAAAAGAUGUUUAUUGUGUUUUUGAGAUUAUAAUGAAGUUACCUCCCUCUCCUUUUGUCCAUCACUGCCUUGAGAAGCUGGUUAUUGCUGAUGAUACCGUCUUGCAUCUUGUCCCAACCAUGAACUCCUUAUUUUUCAUUUUAACAUUUUGAUUUGUUUCCGGAUUUAAUUAUUUGCAUAAUGUACUGCAGCAGAUGGAAAGUUAAACCCUGUUAUAUAGUCCUACACAAAACUAAAUUGCCGUCUUCCAUUUUCUGCCAUAUGGGUUAGUGUAUUUUCAACGCCAAAUACAUUCAAGUGUGUUUUGAAAUAAAACGCAUAAAACGGUAA